This is a messenger RNA of Fulmarus glacialis (Northern fulmar), 2118 nucleotides long. RefSeq names its product TBC1 domain family, member 32 (gene TBC1D32). Bases 1 to 2118 code for a protein of 705 amino acids. The transcript has 20 exons. Lineage: Eukaryota; Metazoa; Chordata; Aves; Procellariiformes; Procellariidae. Gene Ontology annotation, biological process: non-motile cilium assembly. The record is from RefSeq and is a predicted model, not a curated record.
AUGCCCAUAUGCUCUGAAGUACCUAUGCAAAGUUAUACGUUCAUGAGUCAAGAACAGUUGCAGCUGCUUAUAGAAAGGCUUGACCCUAUUCAGCCUAAGGAAGUUCGCCAAGAAGCAUUGCAGACACUGUGCUUUGCCCCUCCCUCUGAUAUACUGAACUCUGAGUGUUGGCCAAAUCUGCGUAAGCAUCUAACGAUGUCUCUUUCAGAUCCUGAUGCAACAUUCAGUGAGAAAAUUCUUAGGUUCUAUGCAAAAACCUUUUCUUCUUCUCCCUUUAAUAUGACGAGAGAAGUCUAUACAAGUUUAGCAAGACACUUGGAGUUGUACUUUCUUUCUGGAGAAUAUUCUCUUCGUAUUUCAGCUGGUCUGGAUGUAUCUAACGCAGACAUAAGUCGUUUACUUAAAAAGGUCCGACUUUUAAAUGAGUACCAAAAGGAAGCUCCCUCUUCCUGGAUUCGUCAUCCAGAAAAGUACAUGGAAGAAGUAGUGGAGAGUACCUUGUCACUUUUGUCAGUAAAACACGAGCCUAAUCAUCCUGCCUCUGCAGAUUUUUUGAGUCCAGUUUACUUCUUGGCUCUGCUAGAUAUCAAAGCAGUAUGGUUUAAAAAGUGGACGCAUGCAUAUUACAGCAGAGCAGUGGUACUUAGGCUUUUGGAAAAGAAAUACAAAUCUUUGAUUAAUGCAGCUGUCCAGCAAUGUCUUGAUUAUUUUGAAUUUUGCAAGGCAGCAGUUAAUAAAAAUUCCAGAGUUAAUGGCUUCUCCCAGCAGCAUUGUAGUGAUACGCAGAACUUUUCUUACACUGGACCAGAAUUGCAGUACGUCUAUUUUGUUCAUUCGCUGUGCCUUUUAGGAAGAUUGUUGAUCUAUAAGCAAGGCCGAAAUCUCUUUCCAGUACAGCUGAAAAAUAAAAAAGAUAGUAUAUCCAUAACCGAUCUAUUGGUAUUAUUUACUCAGCUUAUUUAUUACUCUCCAAGUUACCCAAAGACAGCUUUCGCAGCGCAUACAGACAGUUAUUCUCCAGCAAGUCUUGUUAUGGACAUUCUGCAAGUUUUUUGUGAUCAAACAGGAUGUGCUGCUGAAUGUUUAUAUACGGAUGCAGUGAUAGAUGCCCUGCUUCAUCCUAUUCAAAGUUUACUGAGUGGCACAGAGGUGUGUAUAAAUUGUCUUGAAACCACUUUAAUUGAUGUAGCUGAUAUUUUGGCAAGGAUUGCUGCUGUAGAAGAUGGUCUUUCUCUUCUUCUUUAUGGAGAAAAUGAAAAAACUGUCAAAGACGAUAGUCCUACAGCUGUUCAUGUAAUUGUUCAGUUUACAAAGAAACUUCUUCAUGACGACAUUUCUCUUUUAUCCGGAUCCGAGAUUUUGCCAGUUGUUAAAGGAGCUUUCAUUUUUGUAUGUCGUCAGAUGUACAGAACUUGCGAAGGCUUGCAGAUGCUAAUUCCUUACGGCUUGCAUGAAUCUAUCGGAGAGGCCUGGAAAAAGACAAGUUUGCUUUCAGAAAGAGUACCCACUCCUGUAAGUGGUGGAGAUUCGACUUCAUCAAUAAGUCUAGAGUCAAAAAACAUUUUGUUAUGGGAAGAGACUUUGUUAGAUGCCUUGCUAAAUUUUUCUGCCACACCCAAAGGACUAUUUCUGCUUCAUAGUACAGGUGCCAUGAAUGACUGUGUGAACUUUAUGUUCAGCAGUUUAUCAAAAAAACUCCAGACAAAUGAGUAUGAAGAGUUUGGUAAUAGAGUGAUUGUUACACAAAUGGCAACAACACCAAAAGGUGCAGUAGCUCUACAGAGUUCAGGCUUUAUAAAGGCACUUGUAACUGAAUUAUGGGGUCUUCUGGAGUGUGGAAAAGAUGAUUUGAGAAUAACCCAACCCAAAUCUACUCCAGUUGACCCUAUUGACCAAAGCUGUCAGAAGUCUUUUCUGUCUCUGAUAAACUUGCUCACUUACCCUGCAGUUUUUGAGCUCCUGAGUAAACAAGAUAUACCAAAUAAACCAAUGUAUUCACUCCGCGAAGUACCUACAGAUAUUAUUGAUAUCAUUGACAGGCUUAUAAUUUUGAAUUCAGAAGCUAAAAUUCAUUCCUUAUUCAGUUAUGAACAAUCACAUAUCUUUGGUCUGAGGUAA